Linnemannia hyalina is the source of this 1527-nucleotide messenger RNA. Lineage: Eukaryota; Fungi; Mortierellomycota; Mortierellomycetes; Mortierellales; Mortierellaceae. The record is from the annotation of a GenBank genome assembly.
AUGGACGCCCCCAACUAUGGCCACGACAAUGGCGCUCCUUCCUCCUACAACCAGCCCCCAACAUACACCCACCAGGAAGAACAUGCACCCCUCAUUCCAAAGGCAAACACGGACGGAAAGUUCACCCCCGACGCAAGCUACAAGGACGUCUGGGCCACUGUCCUCUUCAUCGGCAACCUCUUUGGCUACUUUGGCCUGACUUACUACUCUGCCAAGCACUUUGUCUCCAACCCAUUCACCGUUCUUGAGGAUGGCACAUCCGUCCCCUCAAACGCCUUCCUCGCCGACCACGCCUUUGUCGUGCUUGCCCUCACCUCCCUCGCCUUCACUUUCUCGCUCUCCUACGGAUACUUUGUCCUCAUCCAGCGCUACACUGCCGCCCUCGUCAAGAUUUCCUGGUUCUUCACCGUCUUCUUCACUAUCGCCGUGGGUGUCCUCCAGAUCCUCAGCGGCAGUCUCUGGGGAGCACUCUCGAUCGGUGUUGGUGUCCUCUGCUUGUUCCUCUACAAGUACUGGGCCUCCAGAAUGGCCUUCUCCGUUCUUGUCCUCGAGACCGUCACCUCUGUCACCCGCAAGUACCCCGCAACCCUCGCAGUCGCAUUUUCAGGACUGGUGCUUCAAAUCAUUUGGUGCGCGAUCUGGAUCUUUGGCUUGACCCUCAACUAUCAGUACUUCCAGACAGUUUCGAACUGCCGCCCAGUCGACAACAAGAUGGUGUGCGACAACAAUGCCCUUUACAUCGCCAUGGUCUACCUCAACUUUGUCAUGUUCUGGAACACUGAGGUCAUCAAGAACGUGAUCCACGUCACCAUCUCGGGAGUCUUUGGCGUCUACUACUUCUUUGAGGGAUCUGCUGCCGGCGCCCCUGCUUCUCCCACUCUUGCAUCGGCCAAGCGCGCUCUUACGACCUCCUUUGGAUCUAUCUGCUUUGGUUCGCUCUUGAUUGCUCUCUUGCAGACCCUUCGCUACAUCCUCAACUCGCUCCGUUCGGAUUCUGACGAUGGCAUCCAGGCGUUCUUGGCCAUGUGCGCUUCCUGCAUCCUGUCAAUGCUUGAGGGCUUAUUUGAGAUUUUCAACAAGUUUGCGUUCACCCAGGUUGCGAUGUACGGCAAGCCUUUUGUCCGUGCCGCCAAGGACACCUGGGAGUUGAUCAAGGACCGUGGUAUCGACGCGCUUGUCAACGACAGCUUGGUCGGCAAUGUCUUGAGCAUGGGUACUUUUGCCGUGGCCCUGUUGAGCGGAUUCUUUGGAUACGUCUAUCUUAGCGUUUUUCAGCCUUCGUUCUAUGAGGACCAGGAUAAGGGCCUUGUGAUGUUUGUUGUCAUCUUUGUGGAGAUGAUCCUCGGAGUUGCGAUGAUGUCAGUCCCCAACAACGUGAUUGACUCUGGAGUGACGACCACGUUUGUCGCUCUUGCAGAGGAUCCCCAGACUCUCCUCGACACCAAGCCUGAGCUUUACCACGCCAUUGCUGUGCAGUACCCCGAGAUCAGCCUCAAUGUCCGUGGCCAGGCCGUUUACCAUCACUAG